Lizanozyma spartinae is the source of this 2715-nucleotide messenger RNA. RefSeq names its product serine/threonine protein kinase (gene KNS1). Lineage: Eukaryota; Fungi; Ascomycota; Pichiomycetes; Serinales; Debaryomycetaceae. Bases 1 to 2715 code for a protein of 904 amino acids. The transcript has a single exon. Gene Ontology annotation, cellular component: nucleus. Gene Ontology annotation, molecular function: ATP binding; protein kinase activity. The record is from RefSeq and is a predicted model, not a curated record. Gene Ontology annotation, biological process: protein phosphorylation.
AUGUCGUCGAUGAUAUCAAACAGAAAACGGCCCAGAAGGUUCUCUGAUUCCUUUGAGUCGGGACCAAAAGGGAGCAACAGCGGGAAGGGAACCACUGCCAAUUCCAAUGGAACAAACGUUGUUGGAGGAGGACCCGGUGGAGCUGAUACGACUUCUACCGCUGCCGCUGUAGCUGCUGCGACUGCCGCUGCCGCCGCCGCUGCUGCUGGGGUUGUUCCUGUAGGGCAACAACAACAAUCACAGAGUUCUAUGGUGGUCGAUCCCUCAGAUUCUCAAUCGGUUGCUGAUACGACGGGAUCCAACACGGGACUUCUACGUGCCAGCAAAAGAACUUCCACUGUUGGUGCUAGUCGAUCCGAGAUAGGUGAAUCGACCGAGGGUCCUACUUCUUCUGCUGGUCGGGUGUACCUUAUAGAUGAAGAAGAUGACGAUGAAAUAGAAGAAACAAAUCUUCUCUAUGGGAAGACCAAUUUGCAAUCAUCAUUGACUCCUCGAAAAUCGUAUCUGGGUAACGGAUCCAAACCCUUGAUGAGGAGAUCAGGAAUAGUAUCACGUAAUAGAAACAUUGGCUAUGGAUACGAGGAUGAAAUGGAGAACGACGUAGAUUAUGAUAAUGAUGGAGAGGAAGAAGAAGAAGAGGAGGAAGAGGAAGAAGAUGAUAUGAUUUUUUAUGACGAGUCAGUAAAACCACCAAUGCCUCGGAAGCCUAAUUCUGCGUUUCUGCUGGGGGGGGUACGGUUGGGUAAACGUAGGAGUCAAAGUUUCAGAAUGUCGUCGAGCGCUAAUGCCAGAGAUAGAGAUAGACCUAAAGCUUCCAAAAGAAAUAAUUCUGAUCCUAUGAUUUAUUUUGGAACUGAUGCCAUUGCUGCUUAUAAUUUGUUCAAUGUUAAUAAUGACACUGUCCAUGGUGGUGAAACAGUAGGACCACUUGAUACUUCAUCAAUGUCUUCUGUAUCGUCUUCAGGAAUUAACGGCUUCAGUUUUAGCAACGGACGUCACCAUCCAGUUAGCAACUCCAUUCUGGCAGGUUCAUCAGCAACUUCUUCAUUACAGACAUCUCCGGUAGCCAUGAUGCCCCGGAAACAACGGACCAAUAGUUUGCCUCAGUUGCCUCAAGUUAAGUGCUUUUAUCAUAAGAUACCUGACAAUUAUAUUUUGCAACAUCCCAAAGUUGGAGAUGUUAAAACAGAAGUCAUUGGUCCAGUUCAUGAUCAUCAACCAUGUGAUGAUGAUGACGGGCAUUACAUCAUCAAAGUCAAUGAAAUGUUUGCAAACAGGUUUGUGAUUUUGAAGCUAUUGGGUCAAGGUACAUUUGGUAAAGUGAUUGAUUGUUACGAUGAAUUGAACAAACAACGUGUUGCUGUUAAAAUCAUUCGGAAUAUUCCAAAGUAUAGGGAUGCAGCAAAAAUUGAACUUCGUAUUCUUCUGACCAUAAAGAAGUUUGACAAUGAGAAUUUGAAUCAUUGUAUUCAUCUCCGUGAAUGUUUUGAUUUCAGAGGUCAUAUUUGUAUUGUUACUGAUUUGAUGAAGAUUUCAUUAUUUGAUUUCUUAGAGAAGAAUAAGUAUAUUGCCUUCCCUGGGUCCCAUAUACAAGCAAUUGCCAAACAAUUGAUUCGGUCAGUGACUUUCCUUCAUGAUUUAAACUUGAUUCAUACAGAUUUAAAACCAGAGAAUAUCUUACUUUAUGAUGAUUCUUAUGUCAGGAAAAGAUUAUAUUCCUCUACAAUUAUUAAUUCAUUUAUACGUCAGGCUUCGUCUAUGUCAAAUAAGACUCUGAUAGGGAAUGGGAAUGAUUCCGGUGCUGGCACCAGAGCUCGCAAGGUACCAAAGACAUCCAAAGUACUUAAUAAUCCGUCUAUUCUGAUUAUAGAUUUUGGCCUGGCAAUAUUUAAUGAUGAAUAUCAUGCUGCAAUUGUCCUGACACGCCAUUACCGUGCACCUGAGAUUGUUUUGGGAACAGGCUGGUCCUUUUCCUGUGAUAUGUGGAGUGUUGGAUGUAUUAUGGUGGAGUUGAUUAUUGGAGAAGCUUUAUUCCGCACACAUGAUAACUUGGAGCAUUUGGCUAUGAUUGAACGGGUAUGUGGAUAUCCUAUAGAUAGAACCAUGGUUCGAACACUGAAGCAGAAUGAAAAUGAGUGUGGAUUAAUGUAUUUUACAGACGAAGUAAGAGGUGUUGGUAGGAUGAGUGAUGAUGAAUAUGAUGAAGACGAUGAUGUCUUGAACGAUAGUUCUGAAGAUGACAACAUUUUGGAUUCUCAAAGAGAUGACGAUGAUGACCUUGUUGAUGACGAAACGGAUGAUAUACUUGAUGAUGAUGACGAAGAAGCAGAUGAUGAUGAUGAUGAUGGUGAUGAUGACGAUGAUGAUGAUGACAUCAUUAUUGAUCAAAAGAAAACUCGGGAAAAUUCCCUUAAAUUGAUAUUCCCAUCAUCACGGACCCCCAAAGAAUUCGUUACUAAUGUUAAUCUUUUGAAACGUAUUGAUUUGUUCAUUAGUGAACGCAUAGGCUUGCACAUUGACUUUGACUAUUCACUCUCACAUAACUACGACGUGAAUAAAGACAAGAUUGAGUUUGGGAACUUUGUUUUCUGGUGGUUCUUAUUGGAUUUGUUACGCAAACUACUUGUAAUCAACCCAAAUGAAAGAAUCACCGCCCAAGAAGCUAUGAAUCAUCCAUGGUUUAAUUUGGGUAUUGUUGAUGAGGGAACUACCUAA